Molecule: messenger RNA, 2921 nt
Organism: Ceratina calcarata
Lineage: Eukaryota; Metazoa; Arthropoda; Insecta; Hymenoptera; Apidae
Gene: mdu
Product: mitotic spindle positioning protein meduse
Exons: 6
Coding region: 1262-1969 (235 amino acids)
Source: RefSeq, a predicted model, not a curated record
AGUCAUCAUCCCGAUGCGCUGCACGCACGUCAUGUUUCUCAGAAGUACUGCAGAAACGAUUCGAAAAUAAAUACGUUGCAAUAACGUUCCCAGUCAUUUCCAUGCAGCGAGUGUGAGAGAGAGCGAAGAAAAUUCUGCUCGAAAUUGCGAAAGAAUAUACGUUUAAACGUCUGUAAAGGGCGCGACGAGAAUCGGAGGCAUUGCGGUUCGGCUUUGUUGCUUUUGUUCGGAGAACGGUCGUGGAACAAGGUCACGCAAGUAAAAUGGCAGUCGCCGAGUAGAACCCGGCCGCGUCUCGAUUAUAAGGACUGGAAAUUCCUGUAAUUAGAAUCGGAGGAAAGAUGAACGCGCGUUUCGGGUACAGGACGUUCGUUUCGAAAUCGAAGACCACCGGUUGGCAUCGUUGGAUCACGCAAUAAGGCGCACCGCCGGCUUCCCGUCACGAGUUUCAGUCGUCCAAGCGGCGUAUUCGAAAGAGUCAAGCCGCCGAAGCCGGACGCGAUCUUCCGCGCUCUCCCGCAUCUCGUGGACUCGUGGAUCGUCUGUAAAUCGAAACCGACUCGUGGGAAUCGAUCGACUCAUAGGAUCAGGCUGCACGGUGAACGAAGGGCAUUCUUGAUGCCGACGAACGUGGUAGCCUAGAGCGGUCGUUGACAGAGCCAGAGACCGGUUUCAAUUUUCCCUGUCUCGAGUUUACCGAGCUGUUUGCGAGCGGUUCGGGAUUUCUGGAAACUCGUCCGUGUGCCCGGUGGAUAGCUGGUGAAAAGAAAGAAAGAGACGACGUGACGUAACUACGCGGUAUGAUAAUAGAUACGAACGUUGUUGGCUGGUUGCGUUCACGAUCAGAUAAACGGAUCGAAAUCGUGUCUGACAAAAGGUUUAGUUGGUGCUUGGUCCUCGCUGCGGAAUAUCCAAGUCGACAGCAACAAUGAAAAUGGAGGAAUAUUCGACAGGAAUAAAGAGGCAACUUAACCGCGUAUGGGAAACCAUAAAACGGAGAGGAAGCGGUGAUUAACACCGACCGGGCAGAUUGUGGACAAACUUAAUCCGAAUGCAAACUGAUAGCUGAGAGUAGCUGGCGACUCGCAGUUGCAUUUAUUGCAGGAAUGAACCGGCAGAGCAUAGGCUGGAGCAGCUGAAGAAGGCGACGGACAGAAUACAGAAGGAGAUUGAAGAGGUCACGGAGAGGGAGCACGAGCUCAGAAACGUAGGCAGCAUUAAGACCACGUCUCACGAGACGGUGGAUUCCAAGGUGCGACGCAUGCCACAAGCUUUAGUUUCGGGAAAGUUGAAGAGGACAACGUCGACGCCGCAAAUUUUGGAAGCAGUCAGUCUGACACCCUCCACGCCACCUUUAACGCCAAAGAUGACGAACGGAGUAAUAUCCAGUCGCACCACUCCGACACCUCUUCGUUUCGCGACCGCACCCAGUCAGAAAGGGUUGAUGCACAGGUUUCUGGCCACUCGAGGGAAAAUAUACAAACCGAAAUCGCCGAUGAACGAUACCUUGACACCGCCUACGACGCCUACCAUCGCGCUCAACCCGUUAAGCGUGAAAGCCUUCAACAGGAGCCUGGAGAUCCAACUCGAGCCGGACGACGAGCCGAAGAAACCGCCGGUUAGGAAAGGAUACGUUCCUGUCGAAGAAAAAAUACAGAAGGAACUGCACGAGAUGAAAGAACGAGAGAACGAGCUCAGAUUAAUGCGGUCGCAGAUGUUGGCCAAAUCUCAGCCAAAUCUUCUUGACAUCGGGAACGACAAUGAUUCCGAUAUUUACGACGGUUCGAACUCGUUGAGAAGCGGUACCUCGACAAACACUUUGAACGAGGACGAAGUGGAAAAAGAAACAAAAGGAAAACACAAGCCUAAUCCAAGACGCCGAAGUACUCUGAUCGCACAAUGGGAGAAUUUGAUUGCUGCGAAGAAAGAGUCUAACGACAACAACAACGAAAACGAUUUAAACUUCUAAGUUUGCUCGUUCUGUAAAAAAGAUUAGCAGUCAAUAAUGCGUCUCCGUUCUCUUCUAAAUUUUUAUAUAUCGUUCAAAAACGAUUCGGUAUUUUCACGCCUUUCGAACUGCAAUUAAAUAUUUCUGAUUUUAUCCCUCUGUUCAGUUCGUAACCUAAUUUAUUUAUGAUGUUAUAUUAGAUAUUUAUUAUCGGGCAUGAAAAAGAUUUAUCUGAUUAAUCGUACAUUCCAUGUAUGCUCCCUUUCUUAAAUUCAGUAUUAAAAGAUUAGAAGGGAGCGUUAUCAUCCCCUUCUUAAAAAAAUACUUUUAAGUACUACAAACACAUAUGUAUAUUUAAUAUAUCCGCUUGUUAAUUGUAAUAUAUCUAUUAUUAUAUGUUAUAUAUAGCCACGUAGAAAUACGAAAAUGACUGAGGAGAAUAACAGCCAAGGGUUCUCUUUAACAUUUAUGGUGUGUAUAUUUAUAAUUAUUAUUAAUCAUGUUAUGUACUUAAUUGAUUGUAAAAAAUAAUUGUAUUUGAUUUAUCUGCGGAUGUAAUUAUAGUAACGAAAUAAGGAUGAGAGACUGCUGUCAGCAUCUUCCCUAUUAUUAAUGAAUAUAAUCGAGAAAUCCAGUUUUAUACAGAAAGAAAUGUCGGAUAAAAAUUAUGUCGAGCUUUUACUUUCGAAAUAAUUAGAUACUGUAAGUACUAAAUACCACGGGAAAUCAUGCAUGUUAGGAAGUAUAGUUCCUCUACGAUUAUGAUUACAAAGAUUCAUCUCACUUCGAUGAGAUGACCAACUCAAAAAGUUGGAGCGACAUUUGGGCAUUCAUUAAAAAGAAAGUCUUAUAUAAAUGAAAUCAGCCUGCAUACAUCAUCGCGUUACUCACAAUCACACGGUGUAUUUGAUAUAUAAGUUGAAUGUUUUUAUGUAUAAUUAUUAAUUGUAUCAUUAAAUGAUAACGAUGAAAA